AUGUCUACUUAUAGUGACUCUCAGGAUAGUACCAUUGAGUGGCCAGCUUCAAAGGUCAGAGAUACCUUUUUGAACUUUUUCAAGGAACGUGGACACACCUUUGUUCCUUCUUCUUCUGUGGUCCCUCACGAUGAUCCAAGUUUGCUUUUCGCUAAUGCUGGUAUGAAUCAGUACAAACCUAUUUUCUUGGGUACUGUGGAUCCAUCUUCUCCUCUUGCUCAUAUAAAUAGGGCUACCAACUCCCAGAAGUGUAUUAGAGCAGGAGGUAAACACAACGACCUUGAGGAUGUUGGUAGGGACUCUUAUCACCACACCUUUUUUGAGAUGUUGGGAAACUGGUCUUUUGGUGACUACUUUAAAGAGGGUGCCAUUGGCUUCUCGUGGGAAUUGUUGACUAAGGUCUACAGUAUCGAUCCCACAAGAUUAUACGUCACAUACUUUGGUGGUGACAAGGAGGCAGGAUUAGAACCAGAUUUGGAGGCUAAGAAAUACUGGAAGAAUAUUGGUGUUCCAGAAAGCCAUAUCUUGCCUGGUAAUGUCAAGGAUAACUUCUGGGAGAUGGGUGACCAGGGUCCUUGUGGCCCAUGUUCAGAGAUUCACUAUGAUAGAAUUGGUGGAAGAAAUGCCGCUUCAUUGGUUAAUCAGGACGACCCUAAUGUUUUAGAGAUCUGGAAUAACGUGUUCAUCCAAUUCAAUAGGGAGCCCGAUGGAUCUUUGAAGCCUUUACCAGCAAAGCAUAUUGAUACUGGUAUGGGCUUUGAAAGAUUGGUUUCAGUGUUGCAGGAUGUUAGAUCUAAUUAUGAUACCGAUGUUUUCCAGCCAUUGUUCGCCAAAAUCCAGGAUAUUACUGGUGCUAGACCGUACACCGGCCAUUUUGGUAAGGAUGAUAUCGAUGGUAUUGACACUGCUUAUAGAGUGUUAGCCGAUCACGUCCGUACAUUGACCUUUGCUAUUGCUGAUGGUGGCGUUCCAAACAACGAAGGUAGAGGUUAUGUUUUGAGAAGAAUAUUGAGAAGAGGUGCCAGAUAUGCUAGAAAAUAUAUGAACUAUCCAAUCGGCAAUUUCUUUUCUACUUUGGCUCCAACUUUAAUUGAACAAGUGAAACACAUAUUUCCAGAGGUUGCCAAAGAUCCUCAAUAUAUAUUUGAAAUUUUGGAUGAAGAAGAAGCUUCCUUCGCAAGAACUUUGGAUAGGGGUGAGAAACUUUUUGAGUCUUACGCCAGCGAUGCUUCCAAGACAUCCGAUAAGAUGCUUUCGGGUAAAGUUGUCUGGAGAUUGUAUGACACUUAUGGGUUCCCUGCUGAUCUUACUAGAUUGAUGGCAGAAGAAUCUGGGUUGAAGAUUGACGAGAAGGGAUUCGAGAGGGCCAAGAUUGCUUCAUGGGAGGCUUCAAAGUCUAGUGGAAGCAAAAAAGGCAAAGAGCUUUUGAAGUUGGAUGUGCAUGCUCUUGGAGACCUUCAAUCAAAUGAUGAUGUCCCUCAGACUGACGAUGAAUAUAAAUACACCUCGAAUGAUAUUGAUGCUACAGUUGUUGCCAUUUAUGCUGACGGUAAGUUCCAGAAUUCUACCUCGGAUCUUAAAUCUGGUGAGCAGAUUGGUAUUUUACUCAAUAAGACUCCAUUCUAUGCUGAACAGGGUGGCCAGGUAAAUGACACUGGUAAGAUUCUCAUUGAUGGUAAGGCUGAUUUCGAGGUUGAAAAUGCCCAAGUGUACGCUGGUUACGUGUUGCACGUUGGCUUCAUUCAAGAGGGUUCCCUGAGUGUUGGAGACAGUGUAAUUGCUGGAUACGAUGAGGCCAGAAGGGCCCCAUUGAGACGAAACCAUACAGGUACGCACAUUUUGAACUUUGCUCUUAGAUCUGUUUUGGGCGAAGCAAUUGACCAGAAGGGUUCUUUGGUUGCUCCGGAAAAGCUGAGAUUUGAUUUCUCUUACAAAAAGGGUAUGACGAUGGAUGAAAUUAAAAAGACUGAGGAGGCCGUGAAUAAGAUAAUCAAGGAGAACGUCAAGGUGUAUACCAAGGCCGUGCCUCUUGAUAAUGCCCAGAGCAUAAAGGGUCUAAGACAUGUGUUUGGAGAGACAUAUCCUGAUCCAGUAAGAGUCGUCUCUGUUGGUGCGUCAGUGGAUGAUAUGUUGGCAGAUCCAUCCAAUGAAAAGUGGUACAACUACCCCAUUGAGUUCUGUGGUGGUACUCAUGCAUUUAAAUCUGGAGAUAUCAAAUUCUUUGUUAUCACAGAGGAAAAUGGUAUUGCCAAGGGUAUCAGAAGAAUGGUCGCUCUUACCGGAGAUGAGGCCUUGAAAACAAAAGAGGUUGCUCAUGAGUUUGAUGCAAUGCUUAACAGCACUCAGAGUAUGCCAUUUGGCGAUGCUAAGCAGAAAAAGUUGAAAGAGUUGACAACUCAACUUGGUAAGCUUAAUGUCUCUAUUUUGGAUAAGGAGAGCUUGAAGCAAAAGUUUAACAAAAUCGAGAAGUCGGUCAAGGAUGAGCUGAAAUCUAGACAGAAAGCUGACACUAAGAAGACUCUGGAUGAAAUCAAGACUUAUUUCGAGGAGCACAAGGAAGCACCAUUUGUUGCUUUGCAUGUUGCAGUGUCUCCAAAUGCCAAGGUCAUUACUGAGGCAAUUAACUAUUUGAAAAAGAACCAGAAGGACAAGUCUUUGUUCUUGAUCACAGGUACCAAAGGCAAUGCUAGAGUUGCUCAGGGUGUGUAUAUUUCAAAUGAGCACUUAAAGGAGCUUCCAAGUUCUGAAGUUGCUAAGCUUGCAUCCAAGUAUAUCGGAGGAAAAGCUGGAGGUAGAGGUAAUGUUUGUCAAGGUAUGGGUGAUAAGGUCGAAGGUAUUGAUGAUGCCGUUGACGCUGUUGCCAAACUUUUCAAGGAAAAAUUACAGUUAUAA
Brettanomyces nanus is the source of this 2892-nucleotide messenger RNA. It is a transcript of the gene ALA1, whose product is annotated as Alanine--tRNA ligase. Gene Ontology annotation, molecular function: nucleic acid binding; alanine-tRNA ligase activity; amino acid binding. The transcript has a single exon. NCBI's taxonomy places the organism in Eukaryota, Fungi, Ascomycota, Pichiomycetes, Pichiales, Pichiaceae. Gene Ontology annotation, cellular component: cytoplasm; mitochondrion. The coding region runs from base 1 to 2892 and encodes 963 amino acids. The record is from RefSeq and is a predicted model, not a curated record. Gene Ontology annotation, biological process: alanyl-tRNA aminoacylation; tRNA modification.